Messenger RNA from Choloepus didactylus (southern two-toed sloth), 10226 nucleotides. RefSeq names its product otogelin (gene OTOG). The record is from RefSeq and is a predicted model, not a curated record. Gene Ontology annotation, biological process: L-arabinose metabolic process. Gene Ontology annotation, molecular function: protein binding; alpha-L-arabinofuranosidase activity. Bases 90 to 8852 code for a protein of 2920 amino acids. Gene Ontology annotation, cellular component: extracellular matrix. The transcript has 56 exons. Lineage: Eukaryota; Metazoa; Chordata; Mammalia; Pilosa; Megalonychidae.
CGAGGGCUGGUGUGACCCUGUCUUCCCCCAGAAGAGGCACCUCGGGACCCCGGCGCUGCGCUCACGCUCCCCAGCCCCCGCGCGCCCCCAUGAGGGCCCCGGCCCCGCGCGCCCGGGCGCCCGCGCUCUGCCUGCUACUUGCUUGCGUCUGGCUGCCCCGGGGGGAGCCGGCAGCGGAGGCCCUACGGGUGCAGCGUCUCGCACUCAUGCCACAGAGUACUGCCGAGCUGCACCCAGAGCCGGCUCAGGAGCCCAGUGGCAGCCACCAGAAGGCAACCCUUCCCAUAAUGGAUGCUGCAACAGUGAUGGGAGGCCAGGAGGCUCACGCCCUGGAGUCCUUGGCCAUGUCUUCCUGGGAAAGGCGGCUCCAUCGGGCCAAGUGCGCACCAUCCUACUUGUUCUCCUGCUUCAACGGGGGCGAGUGUGUAUACCCAGCCUUCUGUGACUGCCGACGCUUCAAUGCCACGGGGCCUCGCUGCCAGAUGGUGUACAACUCUGGCCCUGAGCGGGACAGCAUCUGCCGGGCGUGGGGACAGCACCACGUGGAGACCUUUGACGGCCUCUACUACUACCUCUCCGGAAGGGGCAGCUACACGCUGGUGAGGCGCCAUGAACCGGAGGGCCAGAGCUUCUCAGUCCAGAUGCACAACGACCCGCAGUGUGGAUCCUCCCCCUACACCUGCCCGAGGUCUGUCAGCCUCUUCUUCGCGGGUGAGCAGGAAAUCCGUCUGGCCAAGGAGGUCACCCGUGGAGGCGUGAGGAUCCAACUGCCAUAUAUGAUGGGGAGCGUGCGCCUGCAGCGGCUUGCUGGCUACAUCAUCGUGCGAUAUCAGUCGGCCUUCACGCUGGCCUGGGAUGGCUCCACGGCUGUCUACAUCAAGAUGAGCCCAGAGUUCCUGGGCUGGACCCAUGGGCUGUGUGGGAACAACAAUGCCGACCCCCAGGACGACCUGGUGACCAGCUAUGGAAAGCUGACUGACGAUGUUGCUGAGUUUGUGCACAGUUGGCAGGAGCAGGCCCCCAACCAGCCUCCAGGGCCCACCACCUCCUCCCUGCCCCGCCCACCGUGCCUGCAGCAGAGCCUGGGAACCAUGCAGGGUGUGUUCGAGCGAUGUGAGGCGCUGCUGAGGCCCCCCUUUGACACCUGCCACACCUACGUCAGCCCUCUGCCCUUCACAGCCAGCUGUACCAGUGAUCUCUGCCAAUCAGUGGGCGAUGAAGCUACCUGGUGCCGGGCCCUGGCGGAGUAUGCCCGGGCGUGUGCUCAGGCGGGGCGGCCCUUGCAGGGCUGGAGGACCCAGUUCCAGCAGUGCGCUGUGCGCUGCAAGGAGGAAGCCUUCACCUACAACGAGUGCAUUGCCUGCUGUCCUGCCUCCUGCCAGCCCCGGGCAUCCUGUGUGGACAGCGAGAUCGCCUGUGUGGACGGCUGCUACUGCCCUGACGGGUUGAUCUUCGAGGAUGGGGGCUGUGUGGCACCAGCCGAGUGUCCCUGUGAGUUCCAUGGGACCCUGUACCCGACUGGCUCUAUGGUGAAGGAAGACUGCAACACCUGCACAUGCAUGGCGGGCAAAUGGGUGUGCAGCACGGCUGUCUGCCCAGCCGAGUGCUCGGUGACUGGUGACAUCCACUUCACGACCUUUGAUGGCCGCCGGUACACGUUCCCUGCCACGUGUCAGUACGUCCUGGCCAAGAGCCGCUCCUCAGGCACCUUCACAGUGACACUGCAGAACAGCCCGUGUGGCCUGAACCAGGAUGGGGCCUGUGUCCAGUCGGUGUCAGUGAUUCUGCAUCAGGAUCCUCGGAGGCAGGUGACCCUGACCCAGGCGGGGGAUGUCCUUCUGUCUGACCAGUUCAAGGUCACCCCACCCUACAUAGACGACGCCUUUGAGAUCCGGAGGCUGUCCUCCCUGUUCCUGCGGGUGAGGACCAACGUGGGCCUGCGGGUGCUCUACGACCCAGAAGGGCUGCGGCUCUACCUGCAAGUGGACCAGCGAUGGGUGGAAGACACCGUGGGCCUCUGCGGCACUUUCAACGGCAAUACGCAGGACGACUUCCUGUCCCCGGUGGGUGUGCCUGAGAGUACCCCACAACUCUUUGGCAAUUCUUGGAAAACACUGUCCGCCUGCUCCCCUCUGGCCGCUGGCUCCUCUCUGGACCCCUGCGAUGUGCACCUGCAAGCUGCCGCCUAUGCAGUGCAGGCCUGCAGUGUGCUCACAGGGGAGCUGUUUGCGCCCUGCUCCACAUACCUGAGCCCCGUGCCCUACUUUGAGCAGUGCCGCCGGGACGCCUGCCGCUGUGGGCAGCCCUGCCUUUGCGCCGCACUGGCCCACUACGCCCGCCUGUGCCGGCGCCAUGGGCUCCCCAUCGACUUCCGUGCCCACCUGCCGACCUGUGCUCUGUCCUGCACGGCCACCAAGGAAUACAGCCCCUGCGUGGCCCCGUGUGGACAAACCUGCCAGGACUUGGCUGGUCCUGAGGCCUGUGGUGUUAAUGGUGGUGACGUCAGUGGAGAAGAGUGCCUGGAAGGCUGUGCCUGCCCACCAGACACCUAUCUGGACUCCCAGGCUGACCUCUGCGUCCCCAGGAACCAGUGUUCCUGCCACUUCCAAGGAGUGGACUAUCCCCCUGGAGACAGUGACAUCCCAUCCCUGGGCCACUGCCACUGCAAAGAUGGAGUCAUGAGCUGUGAGAGCAGAGCCCCAGCUGCUGCUUGCCCAGCAGGCCAAGUCUUUGUGAACUGCAGCAACCUGCACACCCACCCCGAGCUGAGCAGGGAGAAGACAUGUGAACAGCAGUUGCUGAACCUGAGUGUGCCAGCCCGAGGCCCUUGCCUCUCUGGCUGUGCCUGCCCACAGGGCCUUCUCAGACAUGGGGAUGCAUGUUUCCUGCCAGAGGAGUGCCCAUGCACUUGGAAGGGCAAGGAGUAUUUUCCUGGGGACCAGGUCAUGUCUCCUUGCGAUACCUGCGUGUGCCAGCAGGGCUCGUUCCAGUGCACUCUCCAACCCUGUGCCUCCACCUGCACUGCAUAUGGCGAUCGACAUUACCGCACAUUUGAUGGGCUCCCGUUUGACUUCGUGGGAGCAUGCAAAGUGCACCUUGUCAAGAGCACAUCAGAUUUCAGCUUCUCUGUGAUUGUAGAAAAUGUGAACUGCUACAGCUCUGCCAUCAUCUGCAGGAAAUUUAUUUCCAUCAACGUUGGGAACUCACUUCUCAUCUUUGAUGAUGACUCAGGAAAUCCUAGUCCUGAGAGCUUCCUGGAUGAGAAGCAGGAGGUCCACACCUGGCAGGCGGGGUUCUUCACCCUGGUACAUUUCCCGCGGGAGCACAUCACCCUCCUAUGGGAUCAGAGAACCACAGUGCACAUCCAAGCUGGGCCUCAGUGGCAGGGCCAGCUGGCAGGACUCUGUGGAAACUUCGACUUAAAAACCAUCAAUGAGAUGAGGACCCCAGAGAAUCUAGAGUUAACUAGCCCCCAGGAGUUUGGCAGCAGUUGGGCUGCAGUCGAGUGCCCAGACGCUGUUGACCCCCGGGACACAUGUGUCCUGAAUCCUCUCCGGGAACCAUUUGCCAAGAAGGAGUGCAGUGUCCUGCUCAGCGAGGUGUUUGAGACCUGCCACCCUGUGGUUGAUGUCACUUGGUUUUACUCAAAUUGCCUGAUGGACACCUGUGGUUGCAGCCGGGGUGGUGACUGCGAGUGCUUCUGUGCCAGCGUGUCUGCCUACGCUCACCAGUGCUGCCAGCAUGGGGUGGCCGUUGACUGGAGGACCCCACGCCUCUGCCCCUACGACUGUGACUUCUUUAACAAAGCGCUAGGCAAGGGCCCCUACCAGCUGGCCAGCUGGACGGCUGAUGGUGCCCUGGUGGGCGUGACGGCUGCAGGCAGUGCUGUGGCCCUAGUAAGGGCAGAGGAGGUGGCUCCAGGAGACAUGGUGAGCUUCCUGCUGACAGCUGCGCUAUACAAGGCCAAGGCCCAUGACCCUGACGUGGUAUCUCUGGAGGCAGCUGACAGACCCAACUUCUUCCUCCACAUCACAGACAGUGGGUCGCUGGAGCUGGCUAAGUGGCAGGGCAGCAAUGCCUUCCAGCUCCAUGCCACCUUCUCUGUGCACCGGGGGACAUGGCAGGCAGGCCUGGUGGCCCUGGAGUCCAUGGCGGAGCCUGGCUCCUUCCUUUAUGUGUCAGGUCCGGCCCUGGCCCCGACAGUGGCCCUGCGGCUGUAUGAGCACUCAGAGGCGUUCCGCCGGGGCACACUCUUCCGCCUUCUGGAUGCCAAGCCUUUGGGGGCCACCUACCCCACCUGUGAGUGGCGCUAUGAUGCCUGUGCCAGCCCCUGCUUCCAAACCUGCCGGGACCCCUGGGCUGCCAGCUGCCGGGACGUGCCCAGGGUAGAAGGCUGUGUCCCUGUGUGCCCAGCCCCCAAGGUCCUGGAUGAAGUCACACAGAGAUGUGUCUACUUGGAGGACUGCGUGGAGCCAGUGGUCUUGGUUCCCGCAGAGGCCCUUGGCAACGAGACCCUGCCUCCAGGUCAAGAGCUGCCCAUACCCAGUGACAAGGAGCUGCAGCCUCCACAGCAAACUCCCAGGGCCCCCACCCACAGACCAGCCCUCACCAAAGCCCUGAGCCCUCCGAUGGCAGGCACCAUGGGGCCAACGCUGUCUCCAGGCACCACCCAGUCCACUCUGCAGCAGCCGCUGGGGCUCACUACAUCUAACCUUCCUGUCCACUCCACCGAGGCCGGCAAGGGAGUGACCACCAGCCAGCUGGCCACCCCUCACACCCCAGAGUCCUCUUCUCUCCGCCUUUUACCACAGACACCCACACCUGGCAUGGGGUUGGGUGGCAUAGAGACGACCAGGGUGACUGUGACCUUUGCAGAGAGCCCCAACAUCACAGUCUCCUCCCGGUCGCCUCCUGCGCCUCGCUUCCCACUCAUGACCAAAGCCGUGACGGUCCCAGGCCAUGGCUCUCCGCCUGUUAGGACAACACUCCUACCACCCUCCCUGAGCCCGGAGUUGCCAGCAAGUGCCUCCUCCAGGCCUGUGGCUUCCCUGGGAGUGACCUCCAGGCCCCCCACCUCCUCUGGAUCCCCCGAGGAUUUGCUGACACCUGUGAUAACUAAGGUCACAAAUAAGACAGGGAUCCCCCAGCCCACAUCGGUCCAGAGCAUGUCAAGUCCCAGCGGGCCCCCUCCCGUGGCUAGAACACCAGCAGAACAGGUUCCCACCAGUGCCCUUGCAACCAAGAGACUGGAGAUGGUGCCAUCCAUAGACAGGGUGGAGCCUGGGCCUGGGCAGCCCACAGGCCUAUCAGCCUCCCCACACCCCAGCCCGCUCCCCACUACCCUGCCGCACCCAGCCCAGCACACCGCCACAGCCACUGGGCCCCCAGCUCUGUCCCCUGCAACCCUGGCUGCAGACAGUCUACCCACAGGGCUGAGUGCCACAUCAUUCAUGUCUCUGGAAUCAACUAAGCCAUCCCAGCUCCUCUCUGGCCUGCCUCCUGACACCAGCCUGCCCCUGGCCAAGGUGGGCACAUCUGCCCCAGUGGCCACUCCCAGCCCCAAAGGCUCUGGCAUCACCCAUCCACUCCAACAAGAGGCCAUGCCACUGACCACGGCCAUGACUCUACCUGCUUGGACGCUCAGCCCAGCACUGCCUCUCACCCCAGCCAUCAUGGCCCAGACAUACCCCCCAAGCCAUGCAGCCCCCCAGGCCACAGGCAUGGCUCCAGGCUUGCUACUGGGAGCCUCAUUGCCAACCUCUGGCAUUAUGGCCAUGGGGAAAGGGGCAGCCUCCACAGUGUCCCUCACCUCACAAAAGAGCAGCACGGAGAGGAUGGCCAUCCUGUCCAAGCAAGUGUCUCUGUCCACAGCAGUGUAUGGCUCUGCCCUGAGUGGACCCAUGGAACAUGCACCUGCAGUGGCCCACACCUUUGCCACCUUGGUGACUGCAGCUGAGGGCCCCCGGGCUGGCACAGCGCCACCAGUGCCCACAUCCUAUUCCCUGAGCCGGGUCUCAGCCAGGACCAUCUCCCAGGAGAGCUCCCUGGUUCUGCUCCCUCAGCUGGUAGAGGCCCACGGGACCUUGGCAGGACCUCAGCCCCCAGUGGAGCUGGUGGGCCAAGCCACCACUGCACUGUCAGGGCUCUCGGCCCCGGCCCAGAGCACCUCACAGGGUCCAGCCGAGGAAUGGGCAGCUGCCACAGAGGCUGUGGAGGCCAACGUCACCUGUGUCCCAAUUGCCGAGCAGGACUGCGUCCGCCACAUCUGCCUGGACGGCCAGCUUGUCCGAGUGAACCAGUCCCAGCACUGUCCUCAGGGCGCCGCACCACCUCGCUGUGGGGUCCUGGGCCUCGCGGUGCGGGUGGGCGGGGACCGCUGCUGCCCCCUCUGGGAGUGUGCCUGCCGAUGCUCAAUCUUCCCUGAUCUGAGCUUUGUCACCUUUGAUGGGAGCCAUGGAGCCCUGUUCAAGGAGGCCAUCUACAUCCUCAGCCAGAGCCCAGAUGAGAUGGUCACCGUCCACGUUCUUGACUGCAAAAGUGCCAACCUGGGGCACCUGAACUGGCCCCCAUUCUGUUUGGUGAUGCUAAAUGUGACUCACCUGGCCCAUCAGAUCACCAUUGACCGCUUCAACCGGAAGGUGACUGUGGACUCGCAGCCCGUGUGGCCCCCCGUGAGCAGGUACGGGUUCAGAAUUCAGGACACUGGCCACAUGUAUGUGAUCCGGACACCCUCACACAUCCAGAUCCAGUGGCUCCACAGCUCAGGACUCAUGAUUCUGGAGACCAGCAAAGCCAGCAAGGCCCAAGGCCGGGGCCUGUGUGGUAUCUGUGAUGGCAACGCAGCCAACGACCUCACCCUGCAGGAUGGCUCUGUGGUGGGUGGGGCCGAGGACCCUGCUCCCUUUCUGGACAGCUGGCAGGUGCCCAGCUCCCUGACCUCGGUGGGCCAGACCCGCUUCCGCCCGGACAGCUGUGCCACGGCUGACUGCUCGCCCUGCCUCCGCAUGGUGUCCAACCGCACUUUCAGCGCAUGCCACCGCUUCGUCUCCCCAGAAUCAUUCUGUGAGCUGUGGAUCCGGGACACCAAGUAUGUGCAGCAGCCCUGCGUGGCGCUGACCGUGUACGUGGCUAUGUGCCACAAGUUCCAUGUGUGCAUCGAGUGGCGGCGCUCCGACUACUGCCCCUUCCUGUGCUCCAGUGACUCCACAUACCAGGCUUGUGUGGCAGCCUGCAGACCCCCUGAGACGUGCCAGGAUGGGACGCUGGGCCUGCCGGACCCUGAGCAGUGCCAGGUGCUCGGUGAGGGCUGCAUCUGCUCCGAGGGCACCAUCUUGCACCGACGCCACUCUGCGCUCUGCAUCCCUGAGGAGAAGUGUGCCUGCACCGACAGCACGGGGGCACCACGGGCCCUGGGGGAGACUUGGAACAGCUCCCUCAGCGGCUGCUGCCAGCACCAGUGCCAAGCUCCAGGCACCGUUGUUCCUGUGGACCUGGGCUGCCCGGGCCCCCGUCCUGAGGCCUGCCCGCGGUUUGGGGAGGUGGCCCUGCUCGUGCCCACCGAGGACCCCUGCUGCCUGGGGACUGUUUGUGUGUGUAACCAGACUCUGUGUGAGGGCCUUGCCCCAACCUGCCGCCCGGGACACCGACUCCUCACCCACUUCCAGGAGGACUCCUGCUGCCCCAGCUACAGCUGUGAGUGUGACCCAGACCUGUGUGAGGGGGUGCUGGUCCCCAGUUGCCGCCAGGACCAGACCCUGAUUGCAGGCCGCCGGGGGGAUUCGUGCUGUACCUCCUACUUCUGUGCCUGUGGCGAUUGCCCGGAUCCGAUCCCCGAGUGCCAGGAAGGGGAGGCGCUCACCGUGAACAGGAGCACGGCGGAGCUGUGCUGCCCUCUGUACCAAUGCGUGUGUGAGAGCUUCCGCUGCCCCCAGGUCCAGUGUGGCGUCGGCACCACGCUGGUGCAGGUGUGGAGCCCGGACCGCUGCUGCCCAUACAAGUCUUGCGAGUGUGACUGCGACACAAUCCCAGUGCCCCAGUGCCAUCUGUGGGAGAAGUCCCAGCUGGACGAAGAGUUCAUGCGCAGUGUGGAGAACGUGUGUGGCUGCGCCAAGUACGAGUGCGUGAAGGCCCCUGUGUGUCUGAGCCGUGAGCUGGGCGUGAUGCAGCCAGGCCAGACGGUGGUGGAGCUCUCGGCAGAAGGCGUGUGCCACACCUCCCGCUGCACAGACCUGCUUGACCCCCUUACCAGCUUCUACCAGAUCAACACCACCUCUGUGCUGUGCGACGUCCGCUGCGAGGCGAACCAGGAGUACGAACACCCCCGGGACCUGGCAGCCUGCUGCGGCUCCUGCAGGAACGUGUCCUGCCUCUUUGCCUUCCCCAACGGAACCACCUUCCUGUUCUUGCCCGGGGCAUCCUGGAUUGCCGAGUGUGCCCGCCACCACUGCAGCAGCACUCCCCUGGGUGCUGUGCUGGUCCGCUCUCCUAUCAGCUGCCCACCGCUCAACGAGACUGAGUGUGCCAAGGUUGGGGGCUCAGUGGUGCCUUCGUUGGAAGGAUGCUGUCGGACAUGUAAGGAGGACGGGCGUUCCUGCAAGAAGGUGACCAUCCGCAUGACUAUCCGCAAGAACGACUGCAGGAGCAGCUCCCCUGUGAACCUAGUGUCCUGUGAUGGGAAGUGCCCUUCUGCCAGCAUCUACAACUACAACAUCAACACCUACGCCCGCUUCUGCAAGUGCUGCCGCGAGGUGGGCCUGCAGCGGCGCUCCGUGCAGCUCUUCUGUGCCACCAACGCCACCUGGGUGCCCUACAUGGUUCAGGAGCCCACCGACUGUGCCUGCCAGUGGUCCUGAGGCCUGGGGCCGGGGCUGACUGAACCCCCUCUGCUGCCUCACUUUCCAUCCAGCUGGCCGUGUGUGUGUGUGUGUGUGUGUGUGUGUGUGUGUGCACGCCUCUGUCUGUAUGCAUGUGCAGGGGGUGGGGGCAUUAAAGGGGUGGAGAGCUGGUUGUGCCAAGCAUGGAAUGUGGGCAGAAGCACACAGAGAGCUCAGAAUGGGCCACACCUGCCCAUCCUGGCUUCUUCUCUGGGCUCCCCCUCCCUCAUACAUGGGAGAGUGCCACACUGAGGGCUCAGAGAGCCCAGCUCUGUCCUGGCUUGAGGUCGGGAAGGGUCCUAGAUGCAGAGACAGCAGGUCCUGCUCACCUGUGCCUCUGGCCACAGUGAUUUGGUGGAGGGUGUGAGAGUGCUCUUGAGAAGGUGGGGCCAGAGCUGGGUCUGAGACCAAGAGUGGAGGCCCAUUCUCUUUCUUGGCUCUAAGAAGCACAGCCAUAGCAAAAGGAAAGAGGGCUUUAAUUGCAAUGCUCAGGCCUGUGUUGUUGCCCAAAAGGACUUUGCAAGAGCAAAGAGGGUGGAUUCCUCAGGCCCAGGUCCUCUCCCCAAGGUCUGUGAGAUUGGUUGUGGUCCCCCUGCCUCCACACAAAGACUGAGGAGUGGAUUUGGUGACCUCAGAGUUCUCUGUGGCCCCAAGAGGGCUGCUCUGAUAUUCCAUAAUUGACAUUGUACUUCAGGAAAGAAUUGAGAGGAACAAGCCCAUGUCUGUGCCUCAGUACACCCCCACCCCACACCAGAAGGCGGCCUGGCACUUUUGAGGAGUGGGGGGCAUCCAGCACAGCUCAUCUUGGGUAUUGGCAGAUAAACCCACCCCUCCAAGGCCCCAGAUGGUUUAUUGGGAACCUUCACCUUCAAGUGUAGCUCCUGGCUUUGCAAUGUGCCUUUUCUCCAAGGACAUAGCAGAGUUGGUCUCUGGAGGAGCCAGUGGCUCAACCAAUUCCAGGCCCUCUUCUUCAUGGGAGAGCAUCUGUCAAUGGAAAAUGCAGGCCCUGUGCGUGUGCAGUCUCAGAGGCUCUGAGCAUCUGUCAGAACCUUGACUCUGAACCUGAGUAUCCCCCUUAAAGCCAGGACCAGACGCCCUCCGCUCAUUCUGAAGACCCCCCACCCCCACCCCAUGCCACUUUAUGCUGCCAGAUCCAGCGUGCAUGAGGAUGAGGUUGUUCAGGCGCCUGCACUGCUCUGUCUGGAGAUGUGUGGCUGCCCUAGUGCCCCUUGAGAUUAGGGGCCUGUACCGGGAUAGUCCCCCAGCUGUUUCUGCAGCUUCUUUGUUCCUGUAUCUGUGAAUGUUUAUGUAUCCAAUAAACUGCAGGAAGACAUCAGUCCUUUUAGCAUCUCA